CGGAAGCAAAGCACACCAGCUCAUUUGCUUCGCCCGUUCGCCGUGCGUGCGUCGUCAACCAAAGACUCGUUUCCUUCUUUGUGCUCCUGUUCGUUCCUUCCUUCCCUGGAACCCUUCCCCCGUAAGCUCGCCGCUGCGCUGCGUUCGGAUGGCAGUUGGAGGCGGCGUGUGUGUGGCGUCGCCCUCGCCGUCGUCGGUCGAGGCGUGGUCGUGGAGGACGAGCGGGGCGCGGCGCCGCGCGGCCGUUAGGUGCAGCGUCGUUGGCGAGGCCGGGCCGGGCGCCGCCGGCGGGCGGGUGGAGGACCCCUACCGGACGCUGCGUCUGCGCCGGGGGGCCACCCGCGGCGAGGUCAAGAAGGCCUUCCGCCGCCUCGCGCUCAUGUACCAUCCGGACGUUCGCAAGGAGAGGGAGAGGGAGAUGGAAUGCGACGGCGACAGCGGCGUCCAGUUCCAGAGGAUUAACGUGGCGUAUCAGAGGCUGAUGAGCAGCAUGAGGGAGGCCGACGAGCGGCUGGAGUACUGGCGCCUCAAGUACGGCCUCGCCGACGAGGAUCUGGACAGGUACAGGCGCCGCCUCAACGAGGAAGACGCCGACGACUGGUUCGACAUGUGAAGAGGAAGCGAAGGAACUGAAAGCAGCCGGUCGAUGGAUAAGGGUCUAUUAUUACAUGGCCCUGUUUAUCCGCAUGGACCCGAUUAAUUCCGGUUGCCAUGGCAGCGGCACCCACUCUAGUUUUUGGCUGCAUGUGUAUAUACUCUGAAUACUUCUCCCCUGUUUUAUAGUGGGUGAAGGGAUACCGUUAGGCUAAAUGGUACGUUUGGUUCAGUCGUGAGUUGUCAAUUGUGAGUUAUCUCUGUAAAAAUAACUGUUGUGAUAAAAAAACUAAAAAUUGUUUGAUUCGAACGGAUGUCAGUUGUACACCAUAAAUAAAUUGUAUAUUAUU
Molecule: messenger RNA, 944 nt
Organism: Zea mays
Lineage: Eukaryota; Viridiplantae; Streptophyta; Magnoliopsida; Poales; Poaceae
Exons: 3
Coding region: 149-613 (154 amino acids)
Source: RefSeq, marked validated